CCAGGGUUGGAGGAUAAGCAGUCAAAAUAAUCUCAUUGGUUCUCACAUUUACUGAUAGGCCAUGAAUUUCAACGCCUAAGCUGACAGGUUCAUAUCUCUCUAGCUGGUUAUGUAAGAAAAGUAAACUCCAAGUUAUUAUGAUGGUGACAAUCUGACUUUUCGAUUGGUUUUACUAUAAACUUUUGAUUCAUGAUCACCUGCUCUUUCAUUAUAUUAUUAUUACUAUUAUUAUUCUUCUGCUCUUGUUCAAUUAUUUUAGCUCCGCUCAGCUUCUGAUCAUUCUUGGAGGUUCACAGAAAAAACCAUGGGAGGAGAAAAGUUAUGUACUGCAGCAGAUCACCACAAUGGUGCUGAAGGUGGAUCUACAGUGCUGCAAAUGCUACAAGAAGGUCAAAAAAAUACUCUGUAAAAUCCCUCACAUACAAGACCAGAUAUACGACGAGAAGAAUGACACAGUCACAAUCAAAGUGGUAUGUUGCAGUCCUGAAAAGAUCAGGGAAAAGAUUAUUUGCAAAGGAGGAGACACCAUUAAAUGCAUCGAGAUCAAAAAGCCGCCUCCAAUAUCUAAGCCACCACCAGAUCCGAAGCCUCCUCCUCCGAAACCUAAACCACAACCAGACCAGAAGCCGCCUCCUCCUCCUCCGGAACCUAAACCACAACCAGAUCAGAAGCCUCCGGAACCUAAACCACCAUGUCAGAAGCCACCUCCUCCUCCUCCUCCGCCGGUGUUAGUUCCGAUCGGAGUAUGUUGUCAGCAAUGUUACAGUGGGUAUCCUGGUGGGCCAUGCUUUCACGGCCAUGGUGGGCCACCACCAUGUUACCAAUACGAUUGGUAUUGUGGAAGGCCAGUCUUUGAGAGCUGGGGCGGUGGAAGGAGUUGCUAUACGAGCCACUGUGAUACCCACGGAUGCACUAUCAUGUAGAUCAAUUUUUAAGUUUUGUUAGCUUCACUAGUUAUUCUCUUCUUAAUUACCACUUGCAUAUACAAGUGCUGGAAUGUCGAUUAUUAUUAUUAUAUAUAUAAGAUAGAUGGGAAAAUACUAGAAAAGAUUACAAUAACAAAGAAAUAUGGUUGUUUAUUGAUGGCGGAGGUGUUACACUUUGUGUAACUGAAAAAUAAGUGAAGCUUCCAUCAAUCAUUGCUCAAUUUGUGUUUGUGGUGUGUACACUUGCUUUUUAUUCAAUUUUGCAUAUAUAAUAAUAUUAUAUAAGAUAUAUUUUUAUCAA
Messenger RNA from Ziziphus jujuba (common jujube), 1227 nucleotides. RefSeq names its product protein PYRICULARIA ORYZAE RESISTANCE 21-like. Gene Ontology annotation, molecular function: metal ion binding. NCBI's taxonomy places the organism in Eukaryota, Viridiplantae, Streptophyta, Magnoliopsida, Rosales, Rhamnaceae. The record is from RefSeq and is a predicted model, not a curated record. The coding region runs from base 345 to 923 and encodes 192 amino acids. The transcript is spliced from 3 exons.